Molecule: messenger RNA, 1524 nt
Organism: Cucurbita moschata (crookneck pumpkin)
Lineage: Eukaryota; Viridiplantae; Streptophyta; Magnoliopsida; Cucurbitales; Cucurbitaceae
Product: monooxygenase 2-like
Exons: 6
Coding region: 168-1385 (405 amino acids)
Molecular function (GO): FAD binding
Source: RefSeq, a predicted model, not a curated record
GGCGGCUUGCAAUAGAGCCCGCCACAAAAUGCAAUUAUUGGAGCACUUCCUCCAAUGAUUUAUCCUCUCUAACAACAUUUCUUCAACCGGAAAACUAAACGGUGGAAGACAAUUCAAAAUCCUUUCGCCAUUAAUUUCAAGGCCAAAGCGAUUUCUCUGCAUCAAUCAUGGAAGCAACGGCUGUCGAAGACAUAGUGAUCGUCGGAGCGGGAAUCGCAGGCCUCGCCACUGCCUUAGGGCUUCACAGGUUAGGAAUUCGAAGCUUAGUGUUAGAAACUUCCGAUUCUUUGAGAGCCGCUGGAUAUGCUUUGACGACAUGGAAUAAUGCUUGGAAGGCUCUCGACGCCUUGGGAGUCGCCGAUUCCCUCCGCCGCCACCACGAUCGCCUCGCCGGAAACGUGACGUUCUCUGCGGUUUCGGGGCUUCCAACUUCGAAUCUGCGCUUUACGGCUUGCGGAGAGCAAGAAGCCAGAACUGUAAUGAGGAAGUCAUUAUUAGAAGCACUUGCAAUGGAUCUUCCGAAAGGCACCAUUCGAUACUCCUCCAAGCUUGUUUCCAUUGAAGAAUCAGCUGGCUUUCUUAAGCUUCUGCACCUUGCUGAUGGAACCCUUCUCAAAACCAAGGUGUUGAUUGGGUGUGAUGGAGUGAAGUCUGUGGUUGCUAAGUGGCUGGGCUUCAAGAAGCCUUCUUUGUCAGGCAGAAACGCUACUAGAGGGAUUACAACAUACGAGAAUGGCCAUGGAUUUGAGAAUAAUUUCAUGUGGUUUUUCAGCAAAGGCCUUCGCUUUGGUGUUAUGCCAUGUAAUGCCAACACUGUCUAUUGGUUUAGCACUUGGCAUUCUUCCAAACAAGGGAAGGAGAUUGAAGAGAACCCAGUUAGACUAAAGCAACAUAUUUUGAGCAAGCUCGGAAAGGUACCUGAUCGAGUAAGGGCCGUUGUUGAAGACACUAAAGUUGAUUCUUUUGUGUCGUUGCCAUUGAGAUGUAGACAACCUUGGGAGCUGGUUUGGAAUGACUUUUUUCGAGGUAACGUUUGUAUUGCAGGCGACGCGCUUCACUCGAUGACCCCUGAUCUCGGACAAGGAGGUUGUUCUGCAUUGGAAGACGGCGUCGUUCUUGCUCGAUGUUUAGCCGAAGCGAUGUUGAGGAGUCCAAUUGGAGGAGGAGAAGAGGAAUAUAAGAGAAUUGAGAAGGGGUUAGAGAAAUAUGCAAAAGAAAGGAGAUGGAGAUGCAUUAAGCUCAUUGCUACAUCUUAUGUGGUUGGUUCAAUUCAAGAGAGUGAAGGGAAAUUAAUGAAUUACUUGAGGGAUAACAUCUUGGCUGAUUUUCUUGUUGGUUUAUUAAUGAAGUUCUCUGCUUUUGAUUGCGGGACACUUACUUGUUGAUGUAUUCAACUAAUUAUUUUAGGGUUACGGGGCUCGAAUGGUACGAUCUCUCCGUCACCCCAGAAUGAAAGGAGCGAUCUUGUAGUUCUUGGUCUGUGAAGAUAUGUUGUUAGGUGGUCCGUUUUAUUUUUUCCAUUGA